CAAUCAAUUAAGAAACUUCUUAAAAAUAUUAAUUUUUCUUCAGUUUUUUUAACAAAUCCUUUAAAACCAAAACCGCAAUGAAUUUUUCAAAAGUUUUUGUAUUCGCUUUAAUUGUUUUAAUGGCUGUUCUUGGACAAUCCCAAGCCGGUUGGUUAAAGAAAACCUUCAAACCAGUUGAAAAAUUGGGCCAGAGGGUACGUGAUGCAACUGUUCAAGGAAUUGGCAUUGCACAACAAGCAGCAAAUGUUGCAGCUACGGCAAGAGGCUAAAUAAAUGGAGUGUUUUUCUAUGUGUACUUAAAAGUUGCCAUAUUAAUAUAAAUAUAAAAAGCUACCAUAAUUAUAUAUAUAUAUCUACGAUAAAAUGAGUAUUAAUUGUAUAUUUAUAAACAAAAAAAAAACUAUUUUACAUUUUUUUAUCCCCGUUAAUUUGAAUUGAAAUAAAGUAAAAGAAACCAAAA
Molecule: messenger RNA, 460 nt
Organism: Condylostylus longicornis
Lineage: Eukaryota; Metazoa; Arthropoda; Insecta; Diptera; Dolichopodidae
Product: cecropin-C-like
Exons: 2
Coding region: 78-269 (63 amino acids)
Biological process (GO): antibacterial humoral response; defense response to Gram-positive bacterium; defense response to Gram-negative bacterium
Cellular component (GO): extracellular region
Source: RefSeq, a predicted model, not a curated record